GGCCGCGUCCAAUCAAGCCACAUUGAGUCACUGCUCAUCUUAAUCUCCCAAAAUGAAGGCUGUUCUUGCUCUGUGUCUCCUGGGCGCGGCCAGCGCUGCCGUCGUGCCCCUCACCUACACCGCCGGCACCUACCCCUUCGCCGGCGGCUUCGUUCCCUACAACGCUGCGCGUUUCCCCUUCUCGGCCGGCGUCCUCCCCUACUCCUACGGCGUGCAGCCCAUCACCUACGUGGCCAAGCCCGUGACCACCCAAGUGGUGCAGCCAGGCUACGUGGCCCAGACCAAAGGCAGCACUCACAUCGCCCCUCUGCCCUCCGGCCUCGGCUACGCCUCGCACCACAUCAAUGUCGCUGACGCCCCCGGCACCCAGUAGGGACGACCGCCCUUGACGACGACCUGUGGCCACGCUUGCUCGCGCGGGAGAGUCCUGCGAAGGGGAGUCCUCCUGAGGAAGUCUCCAGGCGCGACGCGCUGGUGCCACGCGAUGCCCCUUGGAGCCACGGAACAAGAAUGUCCUCAUUCUGAAAAUUGCCUUUUGUAGAAUUUGUUGCGGAAGAGUAACUAUGUUUUUCAAAAUGUGAUUUACAUUGGUGAAGAAGAUUAAGAGCUGUGAUUCUCUGGCGGGACCUUUUUGUGAAUAAAGAUAAAAAAUCCUU
This is a messenger RNA of Penaeus vannamei (Pacific white shrimp), 656 nucleotides long. The record is from RefSeq and is a predicted model, not a curated record. NCBI's taxonomy places the organism in Eukaryota, Metazoa, Arthropoda, Malacostraca, Decapoda, Penaeidae.